Messenger RNA from Effrenium voratum, 2171 nucleotides. Lineage: Eukaryota; Dinophyceae; Suessiales; Symbiodiniaceae. The record is from the annotation of a GenBank genome assembly.
CGGCUUUACUAGGCUUUACUUAUAUGGUCAACGUGGCAAUGGCCCCGUGAUGACAGAUGUUGGGCAGCCCAACGAGGCAACCGCGAAGCGUCCGGCGGAGUUGCUGGCAGAGAGGAUGGACUCCCUGCACUGCACGCCCUUCGGGGACUCCCCAAGCCUGCCCUCGAAGCGGCCGCGUGGCCCACCAGUUCUGCGGGCCUUGGCUGACUCCGAGGCGGCAGGAGAGCAAGCGCCGGCGUCAAGCGACUGGCGCAUGGUGCUCUACCAUGACCGGAAUGUAGUCUUGUACAACCCAGAGGAGAAGCCGGCGUUCCGCUCUCGCCGACUUUCCGUUGACGAGGCAGCCCCUGGCACAGAGCUCUCGAACCCCUCGGGGCGCUGCCCACUGUGCCGACAGACUGUGGAUGCUCGCUUUGCGUUCGCCGCGCAGGCCUACUUCGAUUUGCUCCAAGGCCUUUUCCGCUCGGGUGGCCGUGAUACAGAGGGUGAGGAUAUCGACCUGCUGUCAGAAACUGAUUUGUACAGGAUUCUCGGAGUGUCACGCAGCGCCAAAGCAGAUGACAUCAAACGCGCGUACCGCAAGCGCUCCUUAAGGUUUCACCCAGACAAGAAUCCCGACGAUCCAGAUGCGAAGCUCAAGUUUCAGAAGGUGGCCGAGGCCUUCACCGUGCUUUCUGAUGAGAACAAGCGAGCUAAAUAUGACAACUCCGGUGACAUGGACCUGGAGGGCUUCGACGUGGAGACUUUCAUGGAGAUGGUCAACGCCGCCGGGCUAAAGUUUCAGAAGACCUGCGAUGACCGGGAGGAUUUCCAGGAGGAUUCGCGGCGCUCCGACGAAGAGGCCGAUGCCAUGGAGGCUAUCGGGGACGGCGACGAGGAGUAUGAAAAGUACGAGGUGAAAGCGAACCCCUUCCUGCUGGGCGCAACUCUGGUGGAGGUGCCUGUGGUCGCCUCCGAGGGUGGAGCCGAAGCUGAGCAAGCUGCCGCAGCCGCCUUGCGACACCUGCCAGCCGGACUGCUGAACACAGGGUACUACGCUCGUUUCUUCCAGGAAACGCGGCUGCUAGGCUCUGGCAGUUUCGGAGCUGUGUAUCUAUGCCGUCACGUUUUAGACGACAUGAUGUUGGGCGACUAUGCGGUGAAAAAAGUCCCUGUGGGAGACAACAAGGUGUGGCUGCGCGACAUGGUGCGAGAGGUCAAGACGUUCGAGCGCUUGCAUCAUCCCAACAUUGUCGAGUACAAGCACUCCUGGCUGGAGCUUUCCCGAAGAUCUGAGUUCUGCCCCUUUGUACCCUUCCUUUUUAUUCUCAUGCAGUACUGCAACGGGGGCUCCCUGGCCGAGAUGAUUUGGCAUGACGGCAGUCCCAUAACUCCCAAAGAUCCGCUCUCAACGGAGCAGACGUGGCACUUCUUGGUAGACAUUUUGCUGGGCCUUCAGCAUCUACACAGGCAGGGAAUCCUUCACAGAGACCUCAAGCCCACAAACAUCCUGCUCUCGUGGGAAGACAGUGGCAGACGCGCGGCAAGCCCACGGGCGCUGCUCAGCGACUUCGGCACGGCCCAGGCAUUCGGGGAGCCACCUGCCAGCGCCACAGCAGCAAAGUCGCGUGGCUACACCGGAACUGUGGAGUACACCGCCCCAGAGCUGCUCUUCGAGGACGAGCGAGCGUACUCUGAGAAGAGCGACAUGUGGUCGCUUGGCAUGGUCCUGUACGCCAUGUGCUUUGCAUCCCUGCCCUUUUCGCAUGAUGAUCCUCAUGUGCUCAAGGCAUUUGCUUUGCCUCUUUGCAACUUUUGCGUUCUGCUUUCUUUCUUUCUUUCUUUCUUUCUGUCUUUCCAGAGCCUGAUCAAGUCCUUCGUAGAGGAGAAGCGCAAUGACAGCGCAGCGCCCAGCGCAGAGGAGGACGCUUCCAGCUGGCUGCCCUUCGAUGCCGGCGGUCGCAUCGGGCCCCUGCGCCUGGUGCUGGCAGCAUUGCUUGCGCUGGAUGCGCGGCGCCGGCCUGCCACUGCAGACUUGUUGGAGAACCCGGUCUUCCGGCGCCAAGCCCGCAGAUACCUCCGCAAGCCUGAGAGCGCUCUGCCCAUUGACUCCUCGUGGAACUGCUUUGACUGAGCGCUUGCCAUCGCUUGCCUGCACAGGCGAUAAUGCAGCCCUCCACGACUGGAGAGAG